This is a messenger RNA of Amoebophrya sp. A25, 1170 nucleotides long. Lineage: Eukaryota; Dinophyceae; Syndiniales; Amoebophryaceae. The record is from the annotation of a GenBank genome assembly.
UUCGCAAGUCUGAACUUUCUGUUUAGCUUUUCUAAGCCCAAAAACCUUCGACAAGAUGGGAAACAUGUUGUGCUGCAAGAAGCGCCCGGGAAUCAUCCAGGGUGACGUCAAAGACGGCGCCGCGUUCGCCAACGCUAAAGGCCAGCUGGCCUCCACCAAGACCAAAAUGGGAGACGGGUACAACGCCUUACUUCUUGAUGCGAUACUGGUGUCCACUUUAGUUUUCGAUACCCAUCCUUUACAUUUAUUGAUAAGCAUGGUCGUAGACUAGUGUUGGUCCACCGAGUAAUUUGCCAAUCAUGCACAUUAUGUUGGUGAUGGAAUCUCAGGGAAAUUCUAGGCAAAUUGCCGAAUAGAUUCGAGUGGUCUUGUUAAGGAUGGAACAAACUACAUUUAGACAAAUACAUGAUCACAGAUCCGCUGAUCCGCAAGCCGUGAGAGCCAUGGAAGCUCUAUAUGACCAGGUGGCUGGCGACUUGCCUCAGUUGUCUGCUAAGACCGGUGCUAAGCUUCCUGCGCUGAAAAAGAACCCGCCGAAAAACAAGAAGGAUUUCGCUACCAAUCUCUUGCUGGGGGCUUAUUCCUAGAAUAUUAUAGGCUAUAACGCAUCCUGUGGACAUAGAAUACAGGCUGUGAAACAUCCAUCCUGUGAACAGAAAUAGAAAACCUGGUUACGACUGUUUUGAAGUGUGAAAGUAUUUUUGAAAUUGCAUUUGAUUGUCGUAGAACUCAAUUUUGACAAAAGAGAUUCUUUCAGGGAAGCCGUAGGUCCUAGCCGAAUCGACCAACAUCAUCAUUCUUGAUCUUGUUCGUGUCUAUCAAUCGGUGACUCUAUUAACGUGUGAAGUCUAAGAACUAUUGUUUUGCGAUGCCAACAUCAUACUACCGACAAGGAAAAGGUGGCUAUGUGAAGAUUAAUGAAAAAAAUAAAUCAUCGUAAUCAGUCAUGUUGAAAGUAAUUCUGACUAGGAUUAUCAUUGUACGUUUUUUUGGCUCGCAGAUUGAUUGAUGAAAGAAUUAGAACGGCAUCAAGAUAAAGUCACAAUUAAGACAGCACUGAACGAAGUAUGGCAAUGCUGUAAUGAAAGUCAUUUUCGAGGACCAUAAUUCAUGAAAUAAAGAAAAACUACCACUGGCAAGUGACAGCAAAAGGACCGCAAAACGUGGGUG